Messenger RNA from Gopherus evgoodei (Goodes thornscrub tortoise), 1322 nucleotides. RefSeq names its product folate receptor gamma (gene FOLR3). The record is from RefSeq and is a predicted model, not a curated record. NCBI's taxonomy places the organism in Eukaryota, Metazoa, Chordata, Testudines, Testudinidae. Gene Ontology annotation, molecular function: signaling receptor activity. Gene Ontology annotation, cellular component: external side of plasma membrane. The coding region runs from base 1 to 741 and encodes 246 amino acids. The transcript is spliced from 4 exons.
AUGGCAGCGCAGUGGGCUGUGUUGGCGCUGUUGGCUGCCUGCGUGGCCAGUGCUGCGAAGGAAUCUGUGCUCAACAUGUGCAUGGACGCCAAGCACCACAAAACCGAGCCAGGCCCAGAGGAGGCGCUGCAUGGCCAGUGUGUCCUGUGGAAAGACAACGCCUGCUGCACGGCCAACACCAGCACUGAGGCUCACCAGGACCAGUCCUACCUGUACAACUUCAACUGGAACCACUGUGGGGUGAUGCCAGAGAAGUGCAAGCAGCACUUCAUCCAGGACACGUGUCUGUACGAGUGCUCGCCCAACCUGGGGCCCUGGAUCGACCAGGCGGAUACCAGCUGGCGCCGGGAGAGGAUCCUCAACGUGCCGCUGUGCAAGGAGGACUGUGAGCUGUGGUGGGAGGACUGCCAGGAUGCCAUCACUUGCAAAGAGAACUGGCACAAGGGCUGGAACUGGACCUCAGGGACCAACUGGUGCCCCCGUGGCUUCAUGUGCCAGCCAUUCAAAUACGUCUUCCCCCGGCCGGCAGACCUGUGUGAGAAGAUCUGGUCCAACUCGUACAAAUACACCAUGGAGCACCGGGGCAGUGGGCGCUGCAUCCAGAUGUGGUUUGACCCUGCCAACGGGAACCCCAACGUGGCCGUGGCCAAGUACUAUGCCCAGAACGGGAGAGACGCCUCUCCUACAUCGCGGGCUGUCCUGCUGCUUCUGCUGCCGGCUGCUCUCCUGUUCCUGCUCUGAGCAUCUGGAAGCUGCUAGUCCUCGGGUCUUGAAAUAGCAGGGCCUGGUGGCUGGCUGAAAGCACCCUAGCUAUGGCCUCUGACUCUGGCAGCUCCACUGGCUUAUACAGGAAAUAUUUCUUCUCUAGGCAUGGGGUGUGUUCACCCUGCGGCCCUGCCUUGGGCUCUGGCUGGCAGAUGAUUCAAGAUUCCAUCCGGCUGCUUCUAACCUGGACAAGACUCAAUAGAACCAGAUUAUCCCCAUCCUCUCCUGCCCUUGAACGUCACUCACUCCAUGGUUUUAUUGUCUCGGUGUUCUCCUGCCACGCUCCUCUCUUCCAGCGGGCUCUGCGGGGAGAUCCCUCCAUGGACCGUGUCCCUGGGGAUUUGAGCUCUGUAACAUGCUGUGACUCAUUGGCUGGGUGCACUUCCUCUGUUGGGUAGCAGAGCCAGGCAGGUCCCCUCUAACGAUGGUGCCCGCAGUCAUCUGCAGGGCUGGCUUUAGGCCGAUUCGCCCGAUUCCCGUGAAUCAGGCCCCGUGCCUACCAGGGCCCCGCAGCAUCUGGAAGAGGGGCCCCACAAGGUAAGGAAGGACCCUCUGCU